AUGAAAAGACUUCAAAUUGCUUGUUGUUUCGAUAAAUUCAAAGAUAGCUUGAAAGCAAGAGAGUGCGGAAAGGCAAUCAUGCAAGGUUUAGGACAAGUUAAUUAUGACUUUGUUAAUAUUCCCUUAUCGGAUGGAGGUGAAGGUUUUCUUGAAGCCAUCAAGAAGGAUCAAGAAGGAAAUUAUCAACUCGAUCAUGUUCAAGUGAGGAGACCUGUUAGAAAUUCCGAUUUGAUGAUAACAGUUCCAUAUUUUAGAAAACAAGUGGAGAAUAAUUUUCUCUAUGUUUUGGAGAUGGCCACGGUGUGUGGAUUGGAAUUAUUGAAAAUGGAGGAGAGAAAUCCAUUCAAUACGAGUACGUUUGGAUUGGGAGUGGUGAUUGGGAAUAUUCUGAAACAACAUGGAAAGAAGGAUCAUAUUCACAUCUUGAUGGGAAUUGGUGGAUCUUGUACGAAUGAUGCUGGAUUGGGAUGUUUGAAAUGUUUGGGAUGUGUUGAUAUUGAGCUAAAUGGAAAAUUGAUGAGUAGUGGAGAAGUUUUCUGGGGAGGAGAUUUGAUUAAUAUUUCUGAUAUUUUAAUUAACACUGAAGGAUUACCAUUCCAGUAUGAGAAUUUAACCAUUGAUAUUGCAUGUGAUGUGAAUAAUCCAUUUAUUGGAGAGAGGGGAGCUGUACAUACUUUCAGCAAGCAAAAGGGAGCCACUGAAGAGCAACGAGAAAUUUUAGAGAAGGGCAUGAAUCAAGUUGCAAAGUUAAUUCAACGACACCAGAAUAUAGAUAUCAGUAAUUUGAGUGGUGCUGGAGCAGCUGGUGGCAUUGCAGGUGGUUUCUAUUCAAUACUGAAUGGACAAGUCAAUCUCAAAAAGGGAAUUGAAAUGAUUGGAGCAAUUAAUAACUUGGAACAAGUCAUUUCUCAAUCAGAUAUUGUCUUUACAGGAGAAGGUAGUUAUGAUCACCAAUCAGAAGGUGGUAAAGUAGUGUCAUGGAUUGCCCAGCUCUGUAAAAAAUACUCAAAACCUUGUAUUAUUUUAUGUGGGCAGAAAAAGAUAGAAACCUUACCAAAUGAGAAUUGCCUUGCCUUUGAUCUCAUAUCCAAGUUUAAGUUAGAGGAAUGUAUGAGUAAUACAUUUGAAUGUUUGGCACAACUUGCAAAAGAGCACGAAAAUGAUAUUCUAAAAAAACGACAAGGUAUUUUAAAUUAA
This is a messenger RNA of Naegleria gruberi, 1197 nucleotides long. RefSeq lists its product as uncharacterized. The transcript has a single exon. Gene Ontology annotation, molecular function: glycerate kinase activity. Bases 1 to 1197 code for a protein of 398 amino acids. NCBI's taxonomy places the organism in Eukaryota, Heterolobosea, Eutetramitea, Acrasida, Naegleriidae. The record is from RefSeq and is a predicted model, not a curated record.